UUAGCAUUCUUCCUGAGCUUUGUACACCAUUUUGUUGGCUCAACAAGGCCCCCGGUAUAACUAAUGUGCACAGUGACUCGAUUCACCCAUCCCCGUCCACACUUUGUGCCUCACCUAUGUAUCCCGAUUCUGUACGCCACGAUUCAUUCUACAAGAAGGAAAAGCUCGUUUCAAGAAGCGCUACGCCCGAAUCUGUUUUAACAUGGGGGACUUCUAGUCUGACGAAGGCGUCCUCAAAGGCUAGCGGGAAAUCAUUCAAAAUAUCCUCCAAUGCAAGGCAUGUUGCAACUCCCAGAACAUCAGAUGCACCUGCUACGAAAAUACAUGCCAGUCCCGCUACCGCUGAGUCGCGUAUGAGUGAUUCCUCCAUCUAUUCCUCCUCUGCAUCUUCCGACAACACAGCUGCGACAGUUAACUCUUGGAGCUCAAGUCCAACAUUUGCAAUAGCAUCGCCUCUGGUUGGGCAUUGUUAUUUACACCCUGUAUUAUUGCGAGGUUCCUGGCAUCUACUUUACGAUGUUAUUACCCAACGAUUUGCUUCUCAACCGAGAUGUGACUUCAAUGAAUUAGCGGUGCAACCACCCAUCAAGUAUCUCAAGAUCAACGUCGGUCAUGCUUUGCCUCCCGUCGUUGUAUACAGCCGAUCCGAUAUGGCUGCUGGUGUGACCCUUCAAGACGUCUUCCAAGAGCUUUCCAGAGCCUUCAAGACAUAUGUUCCGCCAAAUGUAUUUUCAGCGAUGCCCAAACCGAAUCAGGCCAUUGCCACGAAACAGUUUGAUAAUCGCACCAAGUCAAGGGGGAACAUAUUUCGUGACGGUGCCCUAUGGGCCGAUUUCCUAGGUCCUAACCAAUGCUUCGCUGGUUUAAGUCAAAAGCCAAAGGGUGAUGUCUGGGACGCCUGGUUCGUACCUCAAUGAUGGCCCUUGUUCUUUGCGUUUGGCGCCGAUAUUGUCCCUUUUUCUUUUUAACUUAUUAUUAUUCAUGCUUUUUUCUGCGGGAGUAGUCUACCGCCUUCCAUGCUCUGCUGAGCACACUUA
Molecule: messenger RNA, 1037 nt
Organism: Desarmillaria tabescens
Lineage: Eukaryota; Fungi; Basidiomycota; Agaricomycetes; Agaricales; Physalacriaceae
Exons: 4
Coding region: 117-917 (266 amino acids)
Source: RefSeq, a predicted model, not a curated record